Linepithema humile (Argentine ant) is the source of this 2528-nucleotide messenger RNA. The record is from RefSeq and is a predicted model, not a curated record. NCBI's taxonomy places the organism in Eukaryota, Metazoa, Arthropoda, Insecta, Hymenoptera, Formicidae.
AUCCGGUUCGCCAUUUUAUUUAGCUUGUCGACGUCGUGGUGUAACCAUCGCUUUCACAUUCUAAACUUGAUCAGAGUGUUCGAGCUGCUCUAUUGAGAGCGCUCGUCGUCUGUACGUUGUAGUUCAUAAUAGCUCAGUCUCAAGCGUUUUUCGUAUAUCUCUUUUUCUCUUGUCCACAAGCAGCGUGAAAAGUCUGCGGUGUUGCUAAUGCGUGGCGUUUCAGAGAGCUCGCCGACUCGCGCGAUGGCGGAGGAUUUGGAUGUCGAAGCCAUGCUGGAGGCGCCAUAUAAAAAGGGGGAGCAGGACUCCUCCUCCAAAGACAAGUCCUCCAAGGAGAAUGGGUCUAGCCGAAAAUCGUCUGGGAAAAGCAAACAUCGCUCACGUUCUCGUUCAAGAUCUCGGGAUCGCGAUCGCCGAGACAAAGAUCGACGGGAUCGUGACAGGGACAGGGAUCGGGACCGGGAAAGGGAUCGCGAUCGCGGCGAUCGCGGUGAUCGCGGUGAUCGUCGGCGCAGAUCACGAUCACGAGACAGGCGAGAUCGGGACAGAGAUCGUGAGAAUGAUCGGGACAGGGACAGGCGGGACAGAGAUCGGGAUCGAGAUAGAAGGAGAAAGAGAUCGUUGACACCGUUGACUCUUCCUAGAGCUCGACCGCCGUUCGGCAAAGGUCACAGUCCCCUUGGCAUAAACGAUGAAUUGACUCCAGAAGAAAGAGAUGCCCGAACCGUUUUUUGUAUGCAACUAAGUCAACGAAUUCGUGCGCGUGAUUUGGAGGAAUUCUUCUCGAGCGUCGGUAAAGUGCAGGAUGUUAGAUUAAUUACAUGUAAUAAGACACGAAGAUUCAAAGGCAUUGCCUACGUGGAAUUUAAGGAUCCAGAAAGUGUGACGCUUGCUCUUGGUUUGUCUGGUCAAAAACUUCUUGGAGUGCCUAUUGUAGUACAGCAUACACAAGCUGAAAAGAAUCGGAUGGGAAACUCGAUGCCAAAUUUAAUGCCUAAAGGACAGACGGGUCCUAUGCGAUUAUACGUCGGAUCUUUACAUUUUAAUAUUACAGAAGAUAUGCUUCGUGGAAUCUUCGAGCCAUUUGGAAAGAUAGAUAACAUACAAUUAAUAAUGGAUCCUGAGACGGGCCGUAGCAAAGGUUAUGGAUUCUUAACAUUCAGAAAUGCGGACGACGCGAAGAAAGCGUUGGAGCAAUUGAAUGGGUUCGAGCUCGCCGGUCGACCUAUGAAAGUCGGAAACGUAACAGAACGAACCGAUCUGAUUCAAGGGCCAUCACUGCUUGAUACCGACGAAUUGGAUCGUAGUGGUAUCGAUCUUGGAGCGACUGGCAGAUUACAAUUGAUGUUCAAAUUGGCGGAAGGUACCGGCCUGGAAAUUCCUCCCGCAGCAGCUAACGCUUUAAAUAUGGCACCAGUCAUGACACAGCCACAGCCACCACCUCAAGCCGCGCCUCCCAUUGCGACACAGUGCUUUAUGUUAUCAAACAUGUUUGACCCACAAAAAAUUUUUGUCGCUGUUAUUUCCAGCGAGACGAACCCUAACUGGGCGAAGGAGAUCCGCGAUGACGUUAUUGAGGAGUGCAACAAACACGGCGGCGUACUACAUGUGUAUGUGGACCAAGCGUCGCCGCAGGGCAACGUCUACGUGAAGUGUCCAUCGAUCGCGACCGCGGUAGCGGCCGUGAACUCGUUGCACGGGCGAUGGUUCGCCGGCCGCGUUAUAACUGCCGCCUACGUGCCGGUGGUGAAUUACCACUCGUUGUUCCCGGAUGCGAUGACCGCGUUGCAACUGCUGGUGCCGAGCGCGCCGCGAAGAGGGAUGUGAUCUUAAACGAGCGAGCGAACAGCAAUUGUCAUUUACUAAUGUGUAAAUCCUUGCGUAGUGCAUUCUCUCUAUCUAAUACACUUUCUCGUUGCUGUCCGGCCGGAUUGUAUUUUCUAUUCAUUGAUAAAGCAGGGAAAGAAAGCAAACUGAGGAACAGGUUUCGACGUUAUUGCACCUUAAGGGAUAGUGUCACACGUGUCAUGUUGCGUAAAUUCACUGUGGCAUAAAAGCAAUAAGUUCGAUUCGACUUGUUUUUCACGGCACACGCAUUGUUUACAUAAAACUUCUGUGACGAUCAAAGUUUGAUCACGCCAGACCAUGGCACAUUUCGAGAAUUUGUUUAGCACUUUGAAUCUGGCUAAUCAAACAUGUAUUAGAAAGUUUAUGGAUUUUAAAAUAUUUCUACGUUACAUGUCGUAUAUAUAUUUAUUUUAUUUAAUUUUCUCUUUCGCAACAUAAUAUAAAAAACCGACAUAAUUAUAGUAUAUUAUAUACCAAAAUAAUUAUAGUAUUUGUUGCUGAAAAGAGAAAGUACGCGAACUCUUUCAUUUCUUUUAUUUAUUUAAAAAUUAUGAAAGGCGAGGUGGUGAUUGAAAAAUACAAAGAUGCGAUAAAAGUCAAGUUUAUAGCGGAUUCAAAGCGUUAACAAUUACGAUGGAGUUUGAUUUGAAAUAAAAACACUCGUGUCAAAAUUACAAGUA